This is a messenger RNA of Phanerochaete carnosa HHB-10118-sp, 999 nucleotides long. RefSeq lists its product as uncharacterized. Gene Ontology annotation, molecular function: protein kinase activity. The record is from RefSeq and is a predicted model, not a curated record. Gene Ontology annotation, biological process: protein phosphorylation. NCBI's taxonomy places the organism in Eukaryota, Fungi, Basidiomycota, Agaricomycetes, Polyporales, Phanerochaetaceae. The transcript has 3 exons. Bases 1 to 999 code for a protein of 332 amino acids.
AUGCCCACCUUAGAGCUCUCCCUUGGGCGAUACGGACGCUAUAACCUAGCGUCGGUGCCAGACUUCACCGUCGGGGCCUUGCAUCAGUAUGUGGCGCUCACCUUCUGCUCCGCCAAGCGUAUCCACUACGGAAAUUCCUAUGUGUACCAAGGCGAGCUUCAGCGAGGGCCAGACAAGCCAAUCGAUGUUGUUUGCAAGAUGACCUUUAAUGAAGAUUCUGAUCGACUCGAAGACGAAGCUGGGUUCUACUCCACCCAGCUGAAGCCCCUGCAAGACUCAGCCGUGCCCAAAUUCUACGGUCUCUUCACAGGGACCUACAUCAAUUCAUCUGGUCGGAAUCGUGCGGUGAGGUGCAUUCUGCUGGAGCCCUGGGGCUCGCCACUCCAGGAUAUCGAGGCCUGCCCCAUGAAGUUACGCAUUGCAAUCGUGGAGGCUGUCCUGCGCAUUCACGCCGCUGGCGUUCAGCACAACGAUCUUUGCGAGUCCAAUAUCCUGAUUUCCGCAGACGGCCGCGAGGCGCGACUCGUUGAUUUCGACCAUGCCACCAAGCACAGAUGCAUGCGUAGGAUGCGUAUCACGCUCUAUUCGUAUCCACCACUGGAGGCAGAUGUGCAGUGUGAAGAGGUAUAUGAGAUCGCAAGUAUCAUGGAUAUUUGGCCGCCCAGAUACGUCUGGAUCCAUGGUAUUAAAUAUUCCAUCCACGGUUGUCCUACGCCUACCAAGUUCCUGGAGCUUAGAGGGGCGAACACCCAAGGAUACACCAGAGAGCAGCUUCUUGAGGAAGCGGAGGCGGUUAUCGGCGAGUAUGUUAGGGAAUAUGGAGACAGAUUCCGGUUUAUCGGUGAGCCUGGGAACCCGACGGACAUUGCAGAACCCACAGAUUCAGAGCUGGAAUCGGAUUCAGAGUCGGAAUCAGUCUCAGAGGCGAAGUCGGACUCACACAAGAUAGGAUACAGGGCAUCAGACACGAAGGUCCACCUCCUCGGACGCCUGCAAUGA